Molecule: messenger RNA, 2622 nt
Organism: Osmia lignaria (orchard mason bee)
Lineage: Eukaryota; Metazoa; Arthropoda; Insecta; Hymenoptera; Megachilidae
Product: beta-1,3-galactosyltransferase 5
Biological process (GO): protein O-linked glycosylation
Cellular component (GO): Golgi membrane
Molecular function (GO): hexosyltransferase activity
Source: RefSeq, a predicted model, not a curated record
GAUAGUCGAUAGAUGUCGCCGUAACGUUAUGUGAGAUCGAAAUUUCUCGUAAUAAAAAGUGAUCGCGACGAAUCGUGAUGGCAGACAAUCGAGGAUAACAUCGACGCCAUCGAUACAACGUGUAUCGAUAUUCUCGCAGCAUAGCAGCAUAGAAAUAAUCCUUGCGUGGUGUCUUGGUGCCGUGGUGUCGUUGAUCAUCGUUGAUCAUCGUUGAUGCGGCAGGCAGCAACGCAGCAACGAUGGCGAUCAUUUCGUUUGAUGCUACGGUUACGUGUUACGCUAGUUUGCUGCCUCUAUAAUUAUAUGUAUACAUACAUGUACAUAAGUACAUGUUUCCUUGUUGUGUAAAAAAUAAGUAAGAAACUAGUGCGUACCGAGUUAAAGCAAGACGUGUGAAUAAUUGCCAUGCUUUGGCUGUUUGUUAAACACAAAACUCGCAUAAAGCGAAUUUAAAGGAUAAACAACCAUCUGUUCGUAAACAUGUUCAGGAAAGUGUUAGAUAAAACAAGGAAAUAUUCGAGGAUAUUAAAUAUUGUUGCUUCUACCGAAGCAGUAUGGGAAUGAUUUAUUUAGCGAAAUAUUCUUCGAUUCGCGUGAAAAGCAACCUUGUUUCUCUGCUGGAGUUUGCGAGGACUCGUCGUCACGCAGGAAUUCGCUCUUGGAAUUGUUCCAUGAUAUAUAUAUUAAAUAUAUGUAUGUAUAUUGCAACAACGUAAGCGAAGAAUUCGUUCGAAAGCAUCGAAAGGAAAUAAUAAACGAGCAGCGAAAAGUUUCACGAUGCAUCAAUUGUUACAUCUUCGUAAUCGGCCGUUGCAAACCCUAAUACUAGGAUUAAUUGCAUUGACUUUUUACGCAUAUUAUCGUACUACUUAUUACGAUGUAACUCAAUACACCGUAUCUCGGAAUAUUAGUUAUUCUCCGUUUCGAGAAAUGUACAAACAGCGAGCAAAUGCAAGCGCAGAGCCACGUAUGGUUGUCCCGUCAAAGAACGCUUCCGUUGAAUCUUCAGUAGCAGCAGCAGCAGCUGGUUCUUAUAAUUCGCAAAAUACCAGCAACGUUUCAAAUUCUCUGGUUACGAUGCUGUCGCCGUCUUCUAGUAGUUCUCAAGCUCUGUCUUUCGUUAAUAAUAUAUCGAUAGUUGGUUCGAAACAAAGCAGCGAAAAGCCUGCAGCGCGAGCGGAAAAGGCUUUCAACAAUGAAACGAAAGAAGCCUCGACAGUUUUUAACGAGUACUCUUUACGUGCUAUUUACGAAGCUGGUCACACGGUACCGAUUCCGGAAAGCUGCCCAAAUUUUGGCAAAGAAAUGGAUCUUGUUAUAAUAAUAAUGUCAGCGCCGACUCAUCUCGAGGCUCGAAUGGCAAUACGACAAACGUGGGGUCACUUUGGUCAGAGGAACGACAUUGCGAUCUUGUUUAUGUUGGGUGCAACUUUAGACCCGAAAGUGGAAAUGAUUUUAAGGAAAGAACAAAAGACUUACAACAAUAUAAUACGUGGAAAAUUUUUAGAUUCUUACUCCAACUUGACGCUUAAAACGAUAUCCACCUUGGAAUGGGUGGAUAGUUAUUGCCCGAAGGUUAAAUUUCUUUUAAAAACCGACGACGAUAUGUUUAUUAACGUUCCGCGUCUACAGGCUUUCAUAAUGAAACACGCGAAAGACAAGAACGUGAUAUUUGGUAGAUUGGCUAAAAAGUGGAAACCAAUUAGAAAUAAAAAAAGCAAAUAUUAUGUUUCUCAAACGCAGUUCAAACAUACCGUUUUUCCAGAUUUCACCACUGGUCCGGCUUAUCUAUUGUCUACCGACAUCGUUCGCAAAUUGUACGACGCUGCAUUCGAUCAAACGUACCUCAAGCUUGAAGACGUUUUUGUCACCGGUAUCGUUGCCGACAAACUAGGAAUUAAGAGGACGCAUGCCAACGAAUUUUUAAAUAAAAAAAUAUCGUACAGCGCAUGCAACGUGCAACGUGGUAUCAGCAUUCAUAUGGUCAAGUAUGUUGAACAGUUUGAUCUUUGGAAGAAAUUACUGGACGGAAAGAGCAAAUGUAAAUGAUAAGCAUCUAUAACAAGCUAAUCCUCCAAACGGCACUUGUCUUUUAGUUCGUGUACCUCGUUUACCUUGUUUAUCAUAGACCAGCGACAUCACUUUCUAUUUUCUACGCAUCGAUCCAGUAUUUGUUCCUUCGUCGUUCGUCGUUCGUCGUUCGUCGUUCGUCGUUUGUCGUUUGUUGUUCGUUGUUCGUUGACGGGCGAUUGACGAUCGACGAUCGACGAUCGACGAUAGAUCGAAAGAAAUGUUUUAUCAACAGACUGUAAUUCUUUGUUCGAAUCGUUAUUUUCUCGUUAUUUGUCGCAAACAUUUGCCUCUGAUCGUAGUAAUAACUAUGGAGUUUCCAAGCUUUCCUAUUCGAGCGGUAACGAGUAAAGAAUCGUUCGUAACGUACGUAAUCUUUACUCCCCAAUUUGUUUGCGAUUAAACAUGAAAACGUGUCUUAUCCUUCUUUCUCACAAUCAGAAUAAUUAUAGCAGAUUCGUUUACUCGUAUAAUGUUGUCGAUUUAAUACUCUCAUGUACUCGAUAUUCCGUUGUACAGCUUUAUACACGUAAAAAAAAAAAGAAAAGAAAA